Loxodonta africana (African savanna elephant) is the source of this 988-nucleotide messenger RNA. It is a transcript of the gene PTPMT1, whose product is annotated as protein tyrosine phosphatase mitochondrial 1. Lineage: Eukaryota; Metazoa; Chordata; Mammalia; Proboscidea; Elephantidae. The coding region runs from base 182 to 988 and encodes 268 amino acids. Gene Ontology annotation, biological process: protein dephosphorylation. The transcript is spliced from 4 exons. Gene Ontology annotation, cellular component: mitochondrion. Gene Ontology annotation, molecular function: phosphatidylinositol-4,5-bisphosphate 5-phosphatase activity; phosphatidylglycerophosphatase activity; protein tyrosine/serine/threonine phosphatase activity. The record is from RefSeq and is a predicted model, not a curated record.
GGUCACAGCCCCCUCCCUCGGCGGAGGGGGGCGUCACCGGCCACAGGUAGGGGGUCACAGUUUCACACGGGGAGGUCACAGGCCUCCAGCCCUAAACCUGCUCUUCUUCGGUCAGGGUCCCGGUUCCCCGCCCAGAGUCCCCGGUCCCUCCCCCGAAGUCGGCGGCCCCUCCUCCAGAGCCAUGGUCCCUGCUCCAGGGGGCCCAGGAACUCCCCCGGAGUCCGUAGGCUCCUGCCCGAGAGUCCCGGCGUGCGAGGGGACCUCGUCGAAGGCCUCGGGCAGCUUACAGCCCUCGUCCUCAUCGUCCUUCCAGCUCUCCUCGCGGCCGUCGACGGCGAGCCCGGGGGCAGGGAGAUUGCCGCUGCGCCCGGCCCCGAGGCGCGCGAUGGCGGCUGCCGCGCUGCUGGAGGCGGGCCUAGCCCGGGUGCUCUACUACCCGACGCUGCUCUACACUCUGUUCCGCGGGAGAAUGCCGGGCCCAGGCCACCGCGACUGGUACCACCGCAUCGACCCCACCGUGCUUCUGGGCGCGCUGCCGCUGCGGAGCAUGACGAGGCGGCUGGUUCAGGACGAGAACGUGCGCGGGGUGAUCACCAUGAACGAGGAGUAUGAGACGAGGUUCUUAUGCAACUCCUCAAAGGAGUGGAAGAAAGCAGGAGUUGAGCAGCUGCGGCUCAGCACGGUAGACAUGACUGGAGUCCCAACCUUGGCUAACCUGCAGAAAGGCGUCAAGUUUGUUCUCAAGUACCAAUCACUGGGCCAGUGCGUCUACGUGCAUUGCAAGGCUGGGCGUUCCAGAAGUGCCACUAUGGUGGCAGCAUAUUUGAUUCAGGUGCACAACUGGAGUCCGGAAGAGGCUGUAAGAUUCAUCACCAAGAUCCGGUCACACAUCCGUGUCAGACCUGGCCAGUUAGAAGUUCUCCAAGAGUUCUCUAAGAUUACUGCAGGAGCAGCAAAGAAUGAGGCUAGUCACACAUCAAAGACAUGA